Leptopilina boulardi is the source of this 3658-nucleotide messenger RNA. RefSeq names its product wee1-like protein kinase 2. Bases 1 to 1770 code for a protein of 589 amino acids. Lineage: Eukaryota; Metazoa; Arthropoda; Insecta; Hymenoptera; Figitidae. Gene Ontology annotation, cellular component: nucleus. The record is from RefSeq and is a predicted model, not a curated record. Gene Ontology annotation, molecular function: non-membrane spanning protein tyrosine kinase activity; ATP binding; magnesium ion binding. Gene Ontology annotation, biological process: mitotic cell cycle; protein phosphorylation. The transcript has 4 exons.
AUGAAAAUGGAAUUUGCGCAGAGGUUGCAUUUUGACGAAUGCGACAUUGAAGAUGAAGAAUUGAAUAUUAGUUGUCGUACAAAUAGCUCGGGUUAUGAUAAUGAAGAUGUUUUUGAUACAUCAGCUGAAGAUUUUGGAGUUACACCAUUACAGCAUGCUCCAAAAAAGCUUUCAUUUCAAAAUGAAAUGGAUUGUAAUGAUGAUGAAUCAAAUUUAUUACAUCCUGUAAACAACAACAAGACUCCAGCCAUUUUUGUGACAGCUGCUAAUGAUAGUAGUAAUUCAUCGAAAAUGUCAAUGGCGUGCAGUCCACCUUACAAAAGGGUACGAGCCCUCAGGCUUUUUGAUUCACCGGCAACGCCUAAGACAUUAAUUGAGAAAAGUGGAAUGCACACACCAGUGCCAAAUAAAUCAUCACGACUUUAUGUUAUUGAUAAGUCGAGAUCAGUUGGAAAUUACCAAAAAGCUGAUAAACCAGCAGCAAAUGUUAAUCCAUUCACACCAAAUGGAAUGUUAUUGACAGCGAGAAAACGAACGAGAUCAAAACGUAGUCUCAAUGGAUCACCGGACAUUGCACUACCAAAAUUUCAACUCGAUUCCGAUUCAGAGAAUGAAACUGAACAGCCAUCAAAGCGUGCAGCACUUCAAGUACCAAAUAUUCCUCGUUAUCAACAAGAAUUUCUCGAAGUUGGUUUACUUGGUUCAGGUGAAUUUGGUUCAGUUUAUAAAUGCAUAAAUCGAUUAGACGGUUGUACGUAUGCAAUUAAAAAAAGUUUAAAACCCGUUGCACAAGCCGGUAAGGUGAAUGAAAAAAAUGCCCUCAAUGAAGUUCAUGCGCACGCUGUUCUUGGGAAACAUCAACAUGUUGUUAGAUAUUAUUCAGCAUGGGCUGAGGAUAAUCAUAUGAUAAUACAAAAUGAAUAUUGUAAUGGUGGUAGUUUAGCUGAUGCGAUAACAAAUUUACAAAUUGAAAAGAAAACAUUUUCAGAACAAGAAUUACGUGAAUUAUUGUUACAAGUGGCCGAGGGUCUUAGGUAUAUACAUGGAAUGCAACUCGUGCAUAUGGAUAUUAAACCGGGUAAUAUUUUUAUAACAAAAGAAAAACGUUUAUCGGCUGUGAAUUAUGAUUCGGCGGAUGAUGGAUUUGAUGAGGAGGAAGCAACCGAGGAAGAAGAGGAGGUAACAUAUAAAAUUGGUGAUUUAGGACAUGUGACGUCGAUAAAUAAUCCACAAGUUGAAGAAGGUGAUUGUCGAUAUUUACCAACGGAAAUAUUACACGAGGACUUUAUGCAUUUACCUAAGGCUGAUAUAUUUGCACUUGGAUUGACGGUUUAUGAGGCGGGUGGCGGUGGACCAUUGCCAAAAAAUGGACCCGAAUGGCACAAAAUUCGAAAUGGUGAUCUCGACGAAUUGUCGCAGUACAGUCGGGAACUUAACGAUUUACUGAAGCUCAUGGUCCAUCCAGAUCCAGAAAGGAGGCCAUCGGCAGUUUGUCUAAUUCAACACAGGGUAUUGUGCCCAUUUGCAAAUAAAACCAAAGAACAAUUAUUCCGCGAAUUAAAUGCCGAAAGAAUGAAGAGGGAAAUUAUUUUUAAACAAUUGGAGGAGGCGAAAAAAUGUUUAAAAACAAUUGCACCAAAUGUUGCUGCAAUGAAUGGAACGAUGACUAAUAAUUCUGGUGGUUAUCAAUUACGACCAACGCCAACGAGAACAUCAUCGCGUGUUAUAGGUAAAACGGCGAAUCGCAGUCACAGCGCUACUAAUUUUUAAAAUGAAAAAAGUGUCAUAAAUCGAAGUUUAAACUAAGCGAAAGAAAAACUGUUAUUUUUUUUUUGGAGGAGCGGUGUCCCAUUGAUACCUCUUAAUAUUGUGAUAUCGUUAAUUCUAGAUUAUAAGUAAAAAAAAAAAAAAACAAAAAAAAACCUCGAUUAGCAUAAUGUUUGGAAGCAGAGUAAAAUUGCUCAUUUUUUUUUUUUUUUUUUUUUUUUUGUUUUCUCUCACCCCCUAACGGACAAAAAGAAUAUUUUGACUUAUAUGAGAAGGGAAAACUUGACGUUUGAACUUGGUUCGUAUAAUUCCUUUCUUUUGUGUUUAUGUUCCUUUAAUUUACAAAAUUUUUAUUAUCAUUUAUAGUCAUGAAACAUUUGAUGAAGUAAAUUUAUUAAAACGAUUUGUGAAAAAAAAAAUGAAACAUAUUUGACUGAAGUAGAAAAAAAAGAUUUAUGAUUUAAAUUACUUGUAUAAUUAUUAAAUACUAUCUUUUGUGUAUUUAUUCAUUAUUAACACUUUCAGAGAAACAUCAAAAUUGAGAAUUUGCAUCUUCUUGGAGAGAUGUUAUUCAUGUGGGAAAAACAAUUUUUUUUGUUCCUUUUUUUUAAAAAGGUUUUAACCUGUUCUUUAUAUUUGGGAAAGAAUACAUUUUACUUUAUCUAUUCAGACAUGAAUUCUGUUAUUUAUCUCUUUUUUUUAAUCGUUUUAUAAUUAAUAAUUUGAUUUGGUAACUGUAAAUAUUUUUUUUUUUGACUGAAUUCUCCUAUAGUUCAAAUUGAUAUAAUUUUGAAAAAUGGAGUUUAAUAAUUUUUUUUGUUUGUUAUUUUUUAAAUAUUGGAGUCUUAAAAUUGAUGAAUUGUUAAAAAUAAACGAUAGCUCGACUUUUAUAAUUUGCCACCAAAAAAAAAAAAAAUAAAAAAAAUUUUUAUACAAUUUGCAUGUAAUGAGAAAAGAUUUUUUUAGCAAUUUAACUCUGCUACAUUGCCUUAAAUUUAAAAUUCUUGAUAAAUAAAUUGCGAAGAAUAUAAUGCAUUUUUAAAAAAAAAGUUAAAUUAUUUUGAUGCAUCCAUUUUUUUUUAAUUUUAUUUUGGAUGUUUUCACAUUUGACUCACCCAACUGUGUCUUAUUUUAUUUAAUCUAAGAGAAUGUAAUAAAUUUUCAUGUAUUAUAAUUUCAAAUCAAAAAAAAAAAAAGUCGUUUAGUAGAAUAAUAGUCUGCGUUACUAGCUCUUAAGGUAAUCACAUUGUCCUUCCUUUAUUCGCAUAUAACUACAAUAAUUUCCGAUUUUUGUAAAUUAUUAAAAUAAUCUUCGAGAAAAGAAAAUGAUAUACAAUUUUGUGAAUUUAAUGAAAUUAUUUUUUAUUUUCAAAAUAAUUAUUGGCGCACUAAAAUGCGUUUUUUUUUUUUUGUUCUAAUAGAUGUUUUCUCGAAUAAUUUUACUUUUUUUUUUUUUAAAUAAAUUUUUUUAUUUGGGUAAAAUUUAUUUUUACAAUAUUCUAAAUAUGUUUUCAAAUUUUUUUUUUUAAAAUUAACUUUCAAAAAUUUCUCUACAAUUGUUAAUAAUAUUUUGCAUGAAACUUGUUUUAUUCUGUAAAAAAAAAUAAAUAAUAAUUGUCAAUUUGUUAAAGAUUUACAACUAAAUUGGAGAAGUAUGCCCCUCCCCUAAAAAGUAUUUUGUAAAUGUUGUGUGAUUUUUUGCGUUUAGUAAAAAUGUAUAGAAAAUGAAGACUUGUAAACAAAAAAAGAGAGUGAGAGAGAGAAUGAGAUAAAAAAGCAAAUUUACGUUUAAAUAGGCAAAAAAAAAAAAAAAAAUCGAAUGUAAAAAUGAGGUUUUUCAACAAGGGUGGAUCCCAAAUUGUUGUAGAAUAAAAAAGGAACUUAAUUUUGA